Molecule: messenger RNA, 210 nt
Organism: Rotaria sordida
Lineage: Eukaryota; Metazoa; Rotifera; Eurotatoria; Philodinida; Philodinidae
Source: the annotation of a GenBank genome assembly
AUGGGUUUACGUUACAGCAAACAAAAUCAAAAGAAAUCAGUAGGUCCUAUAAAAGAUAUAAAACCUACUCAUCCUGCUUCAAAGUUACCAUCUACUUACGUUGCUGCUAGUGCUUGUUAUGGUGAUUAUGGAGAUAUAGGCGGAAGUUGCGAUGAUGGGGGAUGCGCCGGUUGUGGUGGUGGUGGCGGUGGCGGUGGCUGUGAUGAUUAA